Molecule: messenger RNA, 741 nt
Organism: Nematocida parisii ERTm1
Lineage: Eukaryota; Fungi; Microsporidia
Exons: 1
Coding region: 1-741 (246 amino acids)
Molecular function (GO): GTPase activity; GTP binding
Source: RefSeq, a predicted model, not a curated record
AUGUGUACUAUAUAUUAUUUAUUAUACUAUGUGUAUUAUGUAUUAUUUAUUAUGCAUUUGUUAAUUUAUUUUAUUAUUUAUUGUGUAUUGUGUAUUAUAUUCUGUUUAUAUUUAUAUUGUAAAUUUCUUUUGUGUAUGAAGACAGCAAAGAGAGAAGUCCUCCCAAAGUAUAAAAUAGUGUUCCUGGGUGAUACAGCAGUGGGUAAGACCACUUUAAUCACUAAAUACGUAUUCAGCACAGAAACAAAAGAUUACCACCCUACAAUCGGAGUGGAUUUCUUUGCACAGAAGACAGAAAUCGCUGGUAAGACAGUAAACCUACAGUUAUGGGACACAGCAGGCCAAGAAAGGUUCAGAUCCCUUAUACCUAAUUAUACAAGAGACUCUUUCAUGGCUGUAAUUAUGUUUGACCUGACUAGAAUCGAUACUUUCAACAGGAUUGAUGGCUGGAUCACUGACUUCGUACUAAAAAAUAAUUCCAAUAACUUAAAUAUUUUAAUUAUAGGUAAUAAACUGGACUUAUUGGAAAAUAGGAAUAAUGCACCGAGUGAAGAGGAGAUCCAGGAGAAGGUGAAGAAGUAUAAUGCCAGGUAUAUUGAGACAUGUUCAAUUACAACAGAAGGGAUAAGUAAAUUAGUAGAGGAGAUAAGUGAGACCAUAAAGAAUUCAACAGAACCAGAGCAGAACAUACCGGAGUUCACCAUAGAGACAGAUAAUAGUAAGAGAUGUUUAUGCUUAUAA